AGAAAACAACGCUAUGGCAAAAGUUUCAAGAUUUGAACUUGGACGGCAAGUCCGUCUACCGUGACGGCUAUCACCGCCAGCCUCAACGAACGGCAUUUACCGUCUUGCUCUCAUUUAAAACAAUGAGGCAGAGAGCUUCUGUAAAGGAGGGAAAUGUGGUGGAAGCGGACGUUGAUGUGGAUCUUGAACUAGUGGCAGUGGAAUCCAGGAGAAUUAGACUGUUGUCCAAAAGAAUGGAAAAGCGUACAGUGCUGAGAAUGUCCCUUAUCUCUUCGGAGUAAGGUUUAUUUAUGAGGAGCAGUUUACCAAUCUCGAAGAAUCCAUUUGAGAUAUCAAAACUGGUGGAGAGAGUGCUGGGUAAAGUGAAGGCUGUGAGGAUCGUGAGAGGCAGCCGUGUUUAGAUUUUUUUUUUCAUUAGACGUUACACGAUUUGAGAAGUUUGACGUGUUGCGUUUGUCUCUUCGGAAACAGGGCACUCCUCAAGGGGGUAAAAUCUGGCUUCUCAAUGGAAGUCGAUGUUACAGAGAUGAAAACUUUUCCUAGAGUGAUUGAUGCACGUUGGAUGAAUCGUGUGGUGAAUAAAGAAAAAGUGAAGAGCAUCUGUUCUUUUUUAAAAUGUUUAUAUGGAGUCUCUCCCUACUCAAGUGCAGUUGGGGUAUAUAAAUGUUUGCAGAGGGGAGAAGCUGAGAUGUCCAAGUUGUGAAAAAGAUCAUAUCAUGUGUUUUAAAAGUGAUGAAAAUGUGACAUGUUGCAAUUGUGGUGGGAACCAUAAAGCUACUUCUUUGGAAUCCUGACAAGGGUAAAAGAGAAUGUGACAUGUUGGCUAAAGUGGCUAAAGCCAGGGCUGUCCAGAGCAUAUCAUAUGCAGCGGGUGUUAAAAGGACUGAGGGUUCGAAUGGUAUUCCUGAGCAGUCCAUGGUGGUGGAUAGGCCUUCACUGCAGGCUGCAGUUAACUUGCCUUUCACUAACAGGACCCAGAUAUUUUAAAAGUUAAGAAUCGACUUUGUGACCUUUUUUUUUUAUAGCUAUAGUGAUUAAUGGCACUGCCAAGGUGGAGAGGAAGUCCAGGAAAAUAGAUAUUACCAUGGCUGUGGCGGAGCGGUUCCUCGGACUGAAAGACUUCUCAGCGGAGGAGUUGCAUGGAGUAUUGUCACAAGCCGUACCACCCUCUCAGUCCCUAGAGCCUGAGAAGGGAAAUACGUUGAUUUGAAGGAAGGAAUAAGUCUGAGUUUUGUUUUUGUCAACGUACUAUUUUUAUUUGGUUGCAUUCAGUUAGUUUUCCCUAUCAAAUGGAUGUUCUUUUUACCUUGUUUUUUCAACCCUGUCCAGUUGGCAAUACACCUUUUUGGGUUGUAGUUUGCCAUGAAACCUACAGAAGAAGAAGAAAACAAUGACAUCAGUUUCCAAGAUGGCUUGGACGUUUCGUUUCGUGGUUCCAGGGGGGCCAGCUUUGCCCAAAUCCUCAAUAAAAUUAUUUGUGCCCCACUUGGAUUGGCGGUGGCAUACAUUUCUCUGGCUGUCUCAGAAGCUAACAACAACCUCCUUGACCCAGCAUGUAACACACCCAAUGGUGGUGGCAUCAGACCGAAAAGCAUUCCCCAAGAGUUAAUUGACUGGUACAAGCGAAGUCAGACCCACGCGGUGUCAGCUCUGUACCUACUUUCUCAGGUUCUACAGUUUCAGCUUGAGUUAAAGGAAACGGUAACCACAGGGCGUAAGAACCCCAUCAACGAACAUGUUCCCCAGACAGUGAGAGAGUUGCUGAGUAAGAUGAUUGACAGCUACCCCGAGUUCUCUGUCUGUGGGAGCACAGUGGCAGCAUUUGUCACGCAGUCAUGUAUGCAAGGAGGCACAGUCUUCUACUAUGAGAAUUCCAAGAGUGUGCAAAGCUGUCAUCAAUGCAAAGGGAGGCUACUUUGAAGAAUUUAAAAUGUAAAAUAUAUUUCA
This is a messenger RNA of Oncorhynchus kisutch (coho salmon), 1947 nucleotides long. RefSeq names its product adenosine deaminase domain-containing protein 1. The record is from RefSeq and is a predicted model, not a curated record. NCBI's taxonomy places the organism in Eukaryota, Metazoa, Chordata, Actinopteri, Salmoniformes, Salmonidae. The transcript has 4 exons. The coding region runs from base 1363 to 1920 and encodes 185 amino acids.